GGGGUAUAAAAGGCGGGGCGAGCGGCGGCGCGGUCCUCUCUCGGCUGCGGAAGGUCCACGGUUAUGUCGGAUUUUGAGAUUAAGCAAAAGGGUCCGGAAGACGGCGCGGAAUACAGAUCCAACGAACAUGGCUCCCCUGAUGGGAUGGAACCUGAAGGUGUCAUUGAGAGUAACUGGACCGAGAUUGUUGAUAACUUUGAUGACAUGAAUCUACGUGAAAACCUCCUUCGUGGAAUCUACGCCUAUGGGUUUGAGAAGCCAUCUGCUAUCCAGCAACGCGCCAUUCUUCCCUGCAUCAGGGAGUACGAUGUCAUUGCCCAGGCUCAGUCUGGGACGGGCAAGACGGCCACGUUUGCCAUCUCCAUCUUGCAGCAGUUGGACGUGGAGCUGAAGGAGACGCAGGCACUGGUCCUGGCCCCCACCCGCGAGCUCGCUCUGCAGAUUCAGAAGGUGAUCGUGGCUUUGGGAGACUACAUGGGUGGAACCUGCUCCUCCUGUAUCGGCGGCACCAGCAUCAGGAACGACAUGCAGAAGUUCCAGCUGGAGGCCCCCCACAUUGUUGUCGGGACCCCAGGCCGAGUGUUUGAUAUGAUGAACCGUCAGCUUCUUUCCACGCGGUACAUCAAGAUGUUUGUUUUGGAUGAAGCGGAUGAAAUGCUGAGUCGGGGAUUCAAGGACCAGAUCUAUGAGAUAUUCCAGAAGCUGAACACUUCCAUUCAGGUGGUGCUGCUGUCGGCCACCAUGCCGUCUGACGUCCUGGAGGUGACGAAGAAGUUCAUGCGAGAACCCAUCCGUAUCCUGGUGAAGAAGGAGGAGCUGACGCUGGAGGGGAUCCGGCAGUUCUACAUCAACGUGGAGCGAGAGGAGUGGAAACUGGACACGUUGUGCGAUCUGUACGAGACUCUGACCAUCACUCAGGCUGUGAUCUUCAUCAACACCAGGAGAAAGGUGGAUUGGCUGACUGAGAAGAUGCUGGCCAGAGACUUCACCGUUUCUGCAUUGCACGGAGACAUGGAGCAGAAGGAGAGGGAUCUGAUUAUGCGGGAGUUCCGUUCCGGAUCCAGCCGUGUUCUCAUUACCACUGACUUGCUGGCCCGCGGGAUUGAUGUGCAGCAGGUCUCCCUGGUCAUCAACUACGAUCUGCCUUCCAACCGCGAGAACUAUAUUCACAGAAUCGGUCGCGGCGGGCGUUUUGGGCGCAAGGGCGUGGCCAUCAACCUGAUUACAGAGGAGGACCGGAGGACCCUGCGUGAUAUCGAGUCGUUCUACAACACUACAGUGGAUGAGAUGCCAAUGAACGUGGCUGACCUGAUCUAAAGUUGGUUGUUGAGAAGCUGUUGUGAAUCCUGCAAUCCCAGAUUCUCUUUAAAACUUUUCACCUGGAUGCUCAGAACUGAUCAUUGUGUCCAACACUGUUGGUGGUCAGCUUGCUUUUGGAGGCAUUCCUUGUUGUUCCUCCUGGAAAGGUUCAGACUGGUAAAAGGGGUGGGGUAAAAGACAAAAUACGUAUGGGGUCAUUAAAAAAUCUGGGUAAGUACCUUUACAGGCCCAGUCUUAUCUUAGAUGUAGUAGUGUUAGAUAUUCUUCAUCAUGUAACCAUGUACUUGCGGGCACGGAAGUAUCACCGCUGUUUGAAGUCGGCCAACUUCGUGAAGCCAGCUUACUUCAGGAUAAUGUUUGAAGGAUUUGAAGUGCAGUGUGGGAUAGCAUUCUGGGUGUGUAUGCUAAUCACGGACACAGACAGUGUACAAAUCUUGCAUUCUGUAUAGUAUUUAUUAAAUGGCGUUCAAUAAAUUUGUAUUUGUUUAUGUGCGUUGUUCUGGGAAUCUUCGAUGGUCUCGAUCACCCCCCUCCCUCCCAUGUGCUGUCUGUGCAGGACAAGGGUGGGUUUUUAGUGUAACGGGCCCUAUUCGCCAAUGCUUUCUCCCUCCCCCCCCAUUCCCGGAUUUCCAUACGGGAAUGGAGUUACAGUUGCUUGUGCGCAGAGCACCAGCAGUGCCUGUUGCCACAGCAGUAAGCCUUGUGGACGCCAAAUUGCAUAGUGUAUCAGGCCAGCCUGUGGCCAUCUCGCCCGCCCGCCCAGCCCUCUAGUUUAAAUUGGUCUUUUGUGCACUGCAGCAGCGCUGUUGAGCUCGGCUUGUGUGUGGCUGCAGAAUAGUCUCCCCAUGUCUUCUGUGGAUGUUGCACUUUAUAAAUCCAUGUACUAUCGAACAUUAAACUUGGUAAACACCCA
This is a messenger RNA of Amblyraja radiata (thorny skate), 2233 nucleotides long. Its product is annotated as eukaryotic initiation factor 4A-I-like. Gene Ontology annotation, molecular function: nucleic acid binding; RNA helicase activity; ATP binding. The record is from RefSeq and is a predicted model, not a curated record. Lineage: Eukaryota; Metazoa; Chordata; Chondrichthyes; Rajiformes; Rajidae. The transcript is spliced from 11 exons. The coding region runs from base 64 to 1317 and encodes 417 amino acids.